This is a messenger RNA of Brassica rapa (field mustard), 3429 nucleotides long. Its product is annotated as glycine-rich protein 5-like. NCBI's taxonomy places the organism in Eukaryota, Viridiplantae, Streptophyta, Magnoliopsida, Brassicales, Brassicaceae. The record is from RefSeq and is a predicted model, not a curated record.
GAGCUACAUCAAUAUAUGUUUUUUAAAAAAUAGAGAUAACAAUAUCUGAUAUAUUCUAAUUUCUAUCAUUGAAUAUUAAUUGGUUUAUUUAUAUUACCACAUAAUUAAAAAUAGAAAAUACUGUAUAUUGGAGUGUAAAAUAUCUCAUGGAAUCGUUUUUGGUGUAGUUAUUGUUUAAAAAAAAAGAUUACAACAGAUUUUGUUAGUAAUGUUUAAAUUCUUAUAUAUUAUGGUAUACUAAUACUUAAAAAUACUUUUUGUUUGUGUAAAAGACAGUAUAUUAUUUUAUAAGUUUUAUAUUAAUGUCACAUGAAAAAGGAAGCGAGUACACGGAAACAGAAUCUUAUGCAAGCAUAGAAUUAAAAUUUUUUUUUAAGAAAUUAGAAAGCGGAUACGUGUUGAAAGCGUAUAUCCAAAUAUAAAUAAAUAUAUAUAUAUAUGAUAGAUAAACAUAAAAAUUAUUUUACAAAAUUAUGACUAAAAAUAUGUGAUUUGAAAUAAAAAGAUUACUUAUUCAUUUUUAAUAAUUUUCCAUUUAGUUGAUUUCAUAUUUUAGUUAUAAAAAUACUAACAGAUUAAGCUUAUAAAAAUAUUAUCAAACUAAUUAUUUUUAAUAGUUCAUAAAUAUUUGUCACAACAUAUUUGAAUAAAUAUGCGCUAUCUUUUAUAAAAGUUAUUAUGCACAAAUAUAAUUUAUAGUUGUAGUUUUGAUAUUUGCAUAUUUUCUAUUUCCUUUAUUUUAAUACUAUUAAUUUUAGUUUAAUAUAAAAUAAAAAUAUAAUUUUAUUUUUUAUACUUAUACAGGACAGUGGGUUUUUAAAACGGAAGCGUGAUUCCUUAACGGAAGCGUAAGCUUCUAACAUGUUUUCAAAGAAGUAUUUUUGGAAACGCAUUGGAAACGAGAUUUUAGAAGCUUCUACAGAUUUCCGGUUCCGAAAUGGGAAGCGAAUGUUUGACGAAGCUUUCAUGCAACCAAAAAUUGCUGCAUUUAAUAGCAUUGACUGCAAACAAAUUACUUAUAUUUUAUUAAUCUAUGCUUUUAAGGUUUCGUUACUUAAACGUAUACCGAUAAAAAUAUAUUUAAUAAUGUACCAUUCUAGUAUAUGUAAACUAUGUUACUUAUUGUUUGAUUUAUUAAAUCAUAAAGCAAAAAACUUAUAAUAAAUAGUUCAAAUAUUUUGUUCUUACAAUUAUAAUAGCUAGAUAGGAUAUUAUGGAGAAACAAAUAUUAGACUGGGUACCAAAUCUCACAUUCUUCGAACAAAAUAAAAAUGAGGUUAUUAGAAUCUUGUCAUGACAUUUCAUUAAAAAACUUUUUAGGAAUAAAACCAAAAUUAUUUAUUUAAUUUGAAUGAAAUAACAUAUAUAUAUAUAUAUAUAUAUCUAGUGCUUCCAAUAUUAAAAUCUCUUUGAUUUAAAAAAGUGUAUUUUUUUCGAAUUGUCAGAAUCAAAUAACAUAUUAGAAACCACAUAUUUAAAAAAUAAUUUGCAUGCAUAAAAGUAUAUACAUUAGAGUAAACACAUAAAUCAAAACCAAUAUAUUUUGUUUAUUUACAAUCAUGUUUUUGAUAAAUAAAUCAACGCAAUCAAAUUUUUUUAACAACAUUUUGUUACUACUUUAAAUAGUGUACGGCCAAUACAAAUAUCUAACCAACCAAAUUUUAUUUUAAUAUAUAUAUAUAUCAUGAUAUUAAAACAUAAUGAAUAACAUUAACUUAUUCUAUGAUAUAUAUAUAUACUAUUAUUUUUAAAAAUAUAUUUUAAUAUAUAUACUUAUCAUAGUAUUCAGGAAAUUUAUUUCAUAAAUAGAUAUUAACAAUAUCUACAUAUAAUAUCAUAAUUGCAUUUUUUUUUUAUAUUUAGUUUAUUAUUUUGAUAACUAAUACUAUAGCGAGUUUCUAUGAUUCUUAUUGGAAAUAUUUUAUUUUAAUAUAUAUAUAUAUAUAUAUAUUUAUCAUGAUAAUAAAAAUAAUUAAUAAACAAUAAUCUCUUCUACGAUAUAAACCGAAAUUUUAAUAUUUCAGUGUAAAUGUUUAUAAUUUAAAUUCAGUAUUAUACUUUCGAAAAUAUAUUAUAUUUUAUAUUUAAUAAAUAUUUAAGUAAAAAUGUAAAUGAAGAAAUCACUGUUAUUUACACUUCUAAAGAAAGUCAUUUUGACUUUUAAAAACUGUUUAGGAAACAAAAGCUAAAAAAAGACUAUUUAAGAAAGUUGACCAAGGAAAAAUGCCAUAUACUAAUUUAGAGAGGCUAAGAUCAUCUCAAAAUCUUUUAUAUAUAUUUUAGUCAAAAAAAAUCUUAUAUAGAUAUUAUUUACUUUUUUUGCUUAGAUGUCGCUUAAAUUUUUAUUAUAUAUUAAUUAAAUAAAGAUAAUGAUUCAAUAAAAAAUAGGGAAUAUGAAUAAAUAAAAUAUCUCCAGAGCAGUUUCUUUAUAACCAUACUUCGGAACAUGCAACCACCAGUGACGUUUUUUUUUUAUGCAAGUUAAGAAUCCAAACAGAAUUGUAUAUAAAUACAUUGCAUAUCAGUCAAGAAAGUUAGGAGAUACAGAAACAAAACGAAAAUGGAUUUAAGAAAAACAUCGUUGGUUUUAUACAUUCUCUUAAUCUUUCAUCUUCAGCACAAUUUUCCUUCUGUUAAUUCAAAGCCUUCCUCUAUUGAUACGUACUACAAGAGUCUUCAUCUCAGAGCCACAAAACCAGAUGUUGUUGGUUUUGAAAGAAAGAAUCAAGAAUUAGUUGUAGUUAUAAAAAAAGAAGGUGGUGGAGGAUGGCGUGGUGGUGGUGGUGGCGGUGAAAGCACCAGAAUAGGAGGCGGCGGAGGAUGGCAUCGCUUGCUUGGUUGGCGUGGCGGCGGCAUCGGAAUAGGAGGCGGUGGAGGAUGGCGUGGCUGGCGUGGCGGCAGCGGUGGCACCGGAAUAGGAGGCGGUGCAGGAUGGCGUGGCUGGCGUGGCGGUGGAGGUGGCGGCGGCGGUGGAGGAUUGCCUGGCAGUGGUGGAGGAUUGCCUGGCGGCGGUGGCGGCGGUGGAGGAUUGCCUGGCGGCCGCGGCGGAAGCACGGGAAAAGGAGGCAUUGGACCUCUAAUUCCGAUUCCGAUGCAAACUGGUGAUCGUGGUACUGGUGGAUCUCACCGUUCAAGCAGCAGCCGAAAUAUUCGAGGGGGAGUGUGCGUUGUAUGUUGGUUGAGUUUAUUGGUUUUAGUCAGUUUAUUAUUGGUUUAGAAGGGUCUUGAGUAUUUGUUGGCCGUUUAAAUCAAAAUAUGUGAGGUCAAUGUUUGACAUCAGGUCUAGUUUGGUCUGAGAUUGAUUGGGCCACUGGUAAGUACGUAAAAUGUUAAUUAAGGGCAUCUUCGUCUCUCCUCUAUUUUUUUUCUCUAAAAUAGAGUAAAAGUGAAUAUGGAGUAAAAAAUAUUUCAACCUAACUUCAUAUCUCA